AUGCCUCCCGCGCAGCUUCAACCGGGAGCGCCCCAGGUGGUCGCUCCGGCGCCUGCGGUCCCUCUUCAGUCGCCACCGCCUUCGGAGCUGAUGGACGUCGACCCCUCAGCCGGGCCGCCUUCCCAAGCGGUGGCUGUGCAGCCUGUCCUGCAGCCGCUUUCCUUGGGCACCCCCAAGGAGUCUGACACCGCAGCGCCUUGUCCGGCGCCCACUCAGCAGCCGUCGACGCAGCGUCAGGAGACGCUGCCUCUCUUCGUGGGUCCCGACGCCCCGUCGCGUCCAGUACCAGAAGCUGCGCCCGUGGUCACAGGCGUGCACCCUGACCUCGGUUUUCAGUCCGUGUUUCCCAAGGCCCCGCGCAGCCAAUGCUGGGGAGUGGACCGGGGACUGCCACCGACAACAGUCUCCGCCCCGAUUAUACCUAGUGAUUCAGGAGCACGUUCGUGA
Messenger RNA from Schistocerca nitens (vagrant locust), 447 nucleotides. RefSeq lists its product as uncharacterized. Lineage: Eukaryota; Metazoa; Arthropoda; Insecta; Orthoptera; Acrididae. The transcript has 2 exons. Bases 1 to 447 code for a protein of 148 amino acids. The record is from RefSeq and is a predicted model, not a curated record.